GCCUCUCUCGAGUUGCGGUAGCGUGAGUCUCUGUACCCCUGCCUCCUUUCCCCUCCCCCCCUUCCCGUUCAUUGCCGUACAGGGAGAGAGGCCGGGGACGCUGGCAAUGGAUGUUUUCCUGGAGAUUAGGAAACGGCUGCAGAACGCACUGCUGAUCAUCCGAGAGCCAAAACAAGGAAGUUUGCCCAUGAAUAUUUCUAUAACUCCAUCAGUACUGAAGAUGAAAACUCUCGAACAGUGCAGAGAAAUCAACUUUCCACCAGAGGUCAGGCUUGUCCCUUCUUCCCUUCGCGGGCUGCAGUAUGUGUCUGGAGAUGGGAUCCAUAUGAGACUUCUCGUUCAGGCUGAUUCAAACAAGAAACUGGUUUCCACUUUGAACCAAAGCCUACAAGCCCUGAAGUGCUACGUGUUUUAUUGCCAGUCCUGUGGUGAAGUCAUCAUCAAAGAAAGGAAGCUCCUCAGAGUUCUCCCUCUGCCAAGUGGAAACUGGAAUGCCUUAGUUGAAGAAUGGUGUUGCCACCCAGAUCCCUUUGCUAAUAAACCACUUAAUCCUGGAGAGAACGACUGUUUCAUCGGAGACACUCACUUGCUGGUGAAUUUAAGAAGUGACUCAUGUGUGCCAGGACCUGAAAUAGCCCAAGUGGAGACUCACCAGCCUUCAGAGAGCCAUUUGGAAUCGAAACCAAAGGCAAAUACCAAGAUAAUUUGCAAGCGUUGCAAAGCAAUGCUAGGAGAAACUGGAUCAUCAGGGACCACAAAGUUUUAUAUCACAGAGAUAAUUAUCCAGCCAUCUGGGAGAGAUUUUGACAUGAUACCAAGGUCUCAGUUUGUACAGAGCGUUGUUGCUCAGUGUCUGGUGGAACUGUCCUCUACUAGAAGCACGUUUAGAUUCACUAUUCAAGGACAUGAUGGAAAAACCUACAUCUUGGUGUGGCUUUUAAACUCAGACAGUUUACUGAUUGAAUCUCUGGGAAAUUCAGAGAGCUUCCAAGCAUUCUCAUUAUUCGGAGACAUGGAGAGGUUGGAUUCCAACUCUGUAGGCAUCUGGAAUGCUGUCAAGGUUCUUUACCAUCCGUGUGUCAAAAAUAGAAACAAUGAGCUGGCCAGUUCAUGGGAAAAUGAUAUUGGAGUCCAUUCCCUUGUCCUGCCUUCCCAAACCUGCUUGGAGCUACUGUUGAUAUUAUCAAGGAGUAAUGAUUCUUUGCCACCUUCUCUUCAAUAUAUGAACUCCUUUCAGGUGGCCUUUUUGAAGAUGUGAUUGUUGGAGGCCGGGCAUUCCCCUCUCUGCAAAACAACUUUCCAACAUAAUGCAUUUCAAAGGGGCCAGGUGUCUCUGUGGCAGGCAGCUAUUUUGAAGAAAGGGGUUAAGUUAUAAAAGGAGAGAGUCUCGUCUAAUUCUUCCUGUGUAUUUGUUUGCAUUUGGCAAUAUGCCCCCCGUGGGAAUAGUUCUCAUUUGGGCCCUUUGAAAAGCGAGGCUCUGAAGAAACCCAUAGUUGUGGGUUGUCAGAAGUUGGAGAUGGAUACAGAAGUGACCUCCCUAACCCCUGCAGAGAAGGACGUUCGGCUCUGUGCUGCGUCAGCACCACCUGGAAGGAACAGGGCUGGUUGCUGGGAUAUUAGCUAAUGGGGACCCAUCUGUCCUGUGUGGAAGCUUAAGAGACAGCCAGUGAGGACAUCAAUCAGGGGUUGCUGAGUGUUGAGUGCCACAAAUUCUGAGAAGCAUCAUAGAUGUAGUUUUGUUUUGAAAGGAGAAAAGAAAAUAGGUUAUUUCUAGCUAUUGCCAUCAGAUUAAAAAGUAAAUCGAAUAUAUUAUUAAACCAUUUUUCAUGAUGCCUAAUCUGUUUGUUUCCUUCCUGUAUUACUUUUUUUUUUUUGGUACUAUCGCAGUAACUUUUUUAUAACAUUGCCCCUACUCUCAUAGUUUUAAAAUAUAUUGUUUUAAAAAUUAUGAUCAUAAACAUUUUGAUAUGCG
This is a messenger RNA of Trichosurus vulpecula (common brushtail), 1972 nucleotides long. It is a transcript of the gene UBE3D, whose product is annotated as ubiquitin protein ligase E3D. The record is from RefSeq and is a predicted model, not a curated record. The transcript is spliced from 10 exons. Gene Ontology annotation, molecular function: cyclin binding; ubiquitin protein ligase activity; ubiquitin conjugating enzyme binding. The coding region runs from base 107 to 1258 and encodes 383 amino acids. Gene Ontology annotation, cellular component: ubiquitin ligase complex; nucleus; cytosol. Lineage: Eukaryota; Metazoa; Chordata; Mammalia; Diprotodontia; Phalangeridae. Gene Ontology annotation, biological process: protein monoubiquitination; protein polyubiquitination; protein autoubiquitination.